Anthonomus grandis grandis is the source of this 4296-nucleotide messenger RNA. RefSeq names its product tetratricopeptide repeat protein 21B-like. Gene Ontology annotation, molecular function: protein binding. Bases 393 to 4256 code for a protein of 1287 amino acids. Gene Ontology annotation, biological process: protein localization to cilium; intraciliary retrograde transport. NCBI's taxonomy places the organism in Eukaryota, Metazoa, Arthropoda, Insecta, Coleoptera, Curculionidae. The record is from RefSeq and is a predicted model, not a curated record. The transcript has 9 exons. Gene Ontology annotation, cellular component: intraciliary transport particle A.
GGACGGUAAGUGAGACUACCGAAAUUAUACGUCAAACUUACUAUUUGUUUAAAUACAAACAAAUCCUAAAUUUUUACUUCUUAUUACUUCAUCCAAAUAACAUUUACUGUAAUAGAGCGAGCCAAUGAACUCACCAUCAAGCUGGACCAAAAUGUUGAGGCGUCCAUCUCAUAUGUGAAAGUAGACAAUAAUACUUAUGACUUGGUCCAUACACUUAUACCGGAAAAUCUACAGGGACAGGGUCUCGGGCAUUUGUUUGCUGAGAGAAUCUUUGAUCAUUUGGUAACCAAAGGGACCCAACUGAAACUAAGUUGUGAAUUCUUGCAACAUUUCUACUCAAAAAACAUCUCCAAAUACAAAGGUCACGUCAUAGAAGACUUUGAUCUGCAAUAAUGGAAUUCACCAAUAUCUUCUACCACUUUUACCAUGGCUACUACCACUUAAUGCUUAAUACUUGCAAGGAUGCCAUAACCAAAAACCCAACAAAUAUCACUUAUAAAUUGUAUCAUUCUUUAGCAUUAAUACUCACCAAUAGACUGGAGGAAGGUGUUCACGAUCUGGAGGAAAUAAGUCAAGAAAAUGACACUCAACUGGCAUCUACUAUUGCCUUAAUGUACGGUCAUAAGUUCCUCGGAGUAGCUGGCAGAGAUAUCUUUGUUAAAUUGGAUGCUAAAAUGAAAGAGCAUAGAAAAACCGCCGAGGCACAUGACUAUUAUAAUGCGGCAUUUGUAUUGGUCACUCUGAAAAAGACUGAAAAGGCUCUUGAUUAUGCUGACAAAGCUAUCUCUCUUAAAAGCCAAUCGGAGUUUUUAACUCUAAAAGGCUGGAUUCUGCUAAUGUUGAAAUCCUUAGGCAAAAACAGUGCUGCAAACAUAAGGGCCUUGUUUGAAAAAGCUUUACAACUGGACUCCGGUGACUUAUUGGCCACCCUGGGCUAUACGGAGUGCUGCUUGCAUUUGGCUCAAUUUCAAGAGGCCUUAAAUGUUAUUAACCAGGCUGUGGUAAAACAUUCUGGCACCAACACGCCAUUACUGCAAAAAGCAAAAAUUCACUUUGCAGCUCAGGAUUGGGAACAAACUUCAGAUACAAUAAGCAGAUUUAGUAUGGCAGAGGGCGACAUUUUGUAUGGCAUUAAAUUGGAAAUACUUGUUGGCCUGUGUCAUGGUCAACAAGUCAAAGAAAUUUGUAAUAGCAUUAAAAAAUUCUUUGAACUAAUAAAGAAGUUUGAGGCAAGCAACGCUUCUUUAGUGGUGGAUAGUUCUAAGCUGUUUACAAAGCUUUGUGCAAGGCAAGAGGAUGUUAUUAAAGAAGUUAUUGGUAUGUUAGAGGCUACUGUGCAAACUAACAUUGAUAAUGCUGAUCUUGUAGUGGAGUUAGGUUAUAAAUAUUUGAUGUUGGGCUUGACCAAAGAGGCUGUAAGAAUGUUUAAGUCUGCUACCAAGAUAGACGAGGGUCGCUUCGAGGCAUUUUUAGGCCUAUCUCUUUGCGAAUACUUGGAUAAUCCUACAGGCAAACAGCUUCAAAAGCAAAUAGAUUAUUUGCUUGAGCUUAAAGAUUCUAAUAGCUCUUUACCCUUACACUUAUUGCAAGCGAAAACAUCAGAGAACUCUUCACAAGUCCUUAUUCACCUAAAAUUCAUCUAUGAUAUAAAGACCCGCUUGCUAAAGUCUGAUUAUUAUUGCGACAAGUAUUUAUUAAACUUAGACCCGGAUUUUACCAUUGACGUUAUCAAGGAAUACUUGCAUAGCAUAGCAAACAAGGACGCCUUAGAUGACGCUUUAGAUUUGGUCAAUUUGGUUACAAAGGCUUGUCCAUGCUUAUCUGAAGCAUCAUAUUUACAAGCGAAGCUUCAGCAUUUAAAAGGUGACAGCCGUUCCGCCCUAAGAACUCUGGAAACUUUACCAAACUUGUCCAGCGACGCCGGAUUGCUUAUGGCACAAAUUCAAGUGAAUAGUGCUCAAUAUGAUCGAGCCGCACAAAGCUUAGAAACUUGUAUAAGUUCUAAUUUUAAAGUGCGAGAAAACGCGAUAUUCCAUUAUAUCACCGGAUUAGUAGAGAAGCAUAAUGGUAAUUAUGCUGAUGCCAUUAAGGCUUUGACCACCGCCCUCACGUUGAGUAACGAGGUGUCUUUGGUGGAUAAAGCGGCUAUUUAUGUGGAGCUGAUCGAUACGCUGAACUUGCUGGGGCAAACGGAUGACGCCCUAAAGAUUUUAGAAGAGGCCACCGAGGAUUUGGACGGCACCCCGGAAGAAUCCCGGAUUGUUUUGCUAAGCGUCGAUAACAUGCUCGCGAGAAAGGAUGUCCAAGGGGCCAUAGAUUUACUCGGGAAAAUCGGCAGGGAUGAGAGAUGUUAUUUGGAAGGAAGAAUUAAAUUGGCCGAUAUUUUGCUGACUUAUCGGAGAGAUCGAUUCGCUUUUUUGGAGAUAUACCAACAAAUAGCCCAAGAGGACCCCUCGGCCGAUUCCUUUGUCCUAUUAGGAGAUGCCUACAUGAAAAUCCUCGAAAUAAAUGAGGCCUUAGAAAACUACGAAAAGGCCCUAAAAGAAAAACCGGGAGAUCUUUUCCUGGUGACAAAAAUGGGCCGAGCCUUAGUCGAAACCCAUUACUUUAAACGUGCGGUGGAUUAUUAUAAAAAAGCGAUUAAAGAAACCGGCGAUGGCCAAUUAAAACUCCAACUGGCAGACUUAUAUUUAAAUCUAAGAGAGUACGAGAAGGGCGAAUUGUUGUUGUUAGACGAAUUGGAUAACGAUAACAGAAAACCUGCAGAAGUAGACGAUAUGGAUCAAUUGUUGUACAGGUCCAAGUUGUACUGUCUCCUGGCACAAAUCCAAGAAAAGUCUGGAAAUCUUACUUAUGCCGUGAAGAGUUUGAGGGACUCGUUGGACAAUAAAAUGCGCGUAAAAAAGCGGAUUAUGUUAGAACCAAACGCUUCAAGUGAAGAAAUUGACGAGGAAUUAGUGGGUAUUUCAAUGAAACUGGGCGAAAUGGCUGUAGCAAUGAAAAAUAACGAGCAAGCAGUGAAUUAUUACAAAGAAGGCUUGCACGUUUCGCCUAAUAAUGUCGCAUUAUUGGUAGCCCUGGCGAAGUUAUAUAUGCAGAUGAACUAUUUGGAACUUUGCCAACAAACCUGUGCGACCAUUUUGAGAAUCGAUCCGGAGAAUGAGACUGCCUCAGUGAUUAUGGCUGAUAUAGCUUUUAGGAAGGUCGAUUUUGACAUGGCACUGUUUCACUUCAGUCAACUAAUAGCCAAACAGCCGACCAAUUGGGACGCACUCAUUCGCCUAAUCGAGAUAUCUCGCAGGCUUGGACACAUCGAGAGUUGCGAGGAAUAUUUAAAUGUGGCCGAGGAGAAGUGCGUGAAUCCUUUAAAAGAAUCAGGAUUCAUAUAUUGUAAAGCGUUCUACCAAUGGCACUCGGGCAACUUAAAUUCGGCCCUAAGGAACUUUAAUCAAGUACGCCAAGAUACCCAGUACGGCACCGAUGCUCUCUAUAAUAUGAUAGAGAUUUGCUUAAAUCCGGACGGCGAAAUGUUGGCCGAACAAUUUAUGGAUAGCGACGAUAUCGAAUAUAGGGAUUCUCGCUCGCUCGCUUUAAAAACCGCCGAAAGACUUAUAAAAGAACUGAAACAGCGUCUAGAAACGAACAGUGAAGAUCCACUAAAAGCUCGCCUCCUAACCGACUUCCGAAUGCUCGCCACCAAAGAAAAAUACAACAUAGAACGUGCCUUAGAAGAUUUCGUGUCCAUAGCCUCCCAAAAUGGCACCAAAGAACACCUCGGGGCCAUUUUGGGCAUGGCCACUGCUUACACCCUACUCAAACAACAACAGAGAGCGAAAAACCAACUGAAACGGGUGGUGAAAAACCCUUGGAACUUCGAGGACGCCGAGUAUCUGGAACGUUGCUGGCUACUAUUGGCCGACCAGUAUAUACAGUCCAACAAACUGGAGUCGGCCAACGAACUAAUUAGCAAAGUGGUGCAACACAAUAAGGCCUGUGUCAAAGCGUUCGAGUAUCUCGGUUAUAUUGGCGAGAAGGAGCAUCGAUUUAAAGAGGCGGCCAAUAAUUACCAGCAGGCCUGGAAUGUCGGACAGAAAUCGAACGCCAACGUUGGAUUCAAGUUGGCGUAUUGUUUGAUGAAGUGCAAACGGUAUCCGGAGGCGAUUGAUACCGCUACGGAGGUGCUCAAGUUGAAUCCCGAGUUUCCUAAUGUGCAACGAGAUGUUUUGGAUAAGUGCAUUAAUAAUUUAAGGGUUUAGUGUAUUUUACGGAGAAGAAAAGUGGAGAUUUAGUUGUCAA